This is a messenger RNA of Diaporthe amygdali, 798 nucleotides long. RefSeq lists its product as uncharacterized. The transcript has a single exon. The record is from RefSeq and is a predicted model, not a curated record. Lineage: Eukaryota; Fungi; Ascomycota; Sordariomycetes; Diaporthales; Diaporthaceae. Bases 1 to 798 code for a protein of 265 amino acids.
AUGCCUCAUCGACAACCCUCAACGAGCAAACCACCUCCGGUGAGGCAUCCCUCCAUACGGUCAGAGAAAGCCGGUCCCCAGCGCCUCUCCUCUACUCGAAGCUCCACAACACGGAAUCCUUCCGUGAGGACAGUCACGGGAAAUGGUCCCGAACGAAGGCCGACCGCCGGCCUGCGCCGGGAAAACACCCUCCAAACCCGCUACAUGGAGAUGCUCCUCAGCCUCGACAAAAUUCCCCGCCUGCACAAUAUCCUCGCCGCCUUCUUCGGAUGGAUCCUGCUCGCCGGCUUCAUCGUCUUCCCGGGAACCUUCACCAGCAUCCGCGACCUGUCCGAAGACCCGGACGUGGCUGACAAGUCCCCCGCCGCCAGCGUUAUCCUGGACCAAGUCCAGAACGUGCCUUUGCUCGUCGUUGCCGCUGUCUGCUGUGGUAUCGGCGCCGCGGGGCUGUUGUGGCUAGCUUUCCGCUGGCGGUCUAAUUAUGUCUGGUUGCUGAAUAGGGUUUAUCUGCCUGGCGCAACCAAUGCCCUCGCCGGGCUGAUAUCGACUCUUGUUGUUGUGUAUUCGCAGAAACAUGGUGAUUGGAGUGUUACGGCCAAGGUGACCGGUAUUGUCGAGGGCGCGGACUUGGUCGUUUGUGGAUCGCUCUUCGUGUUUAACACUCUGUUGCUCAAGAGGGUCCAGCGGAAACACGGGAGAGAAAUGGAGCAGUUUGAGCAGGUCGGUGAGGAGGGCCUGUUCGAAAGGGCCGGGAGGAAGCUUCAGCAGCCUGCUCUGGAACCCCAGAGCGUUGUUUGA